Messenger RNA from Saccostrea echinata, 2226 nucleotides. RefSeq lists its product as uncharacterized. The transcript has a single exon. Gene Ontology annotation, molecular function: zinc ion binding; protein binding. Bases 10 to 1728 code for a protein of 572 amino acids. The record is from RefSeq and is a predicted model, not a curated record. Lineage: Eukaryota; Metazoa; Mollusca; Bivalvia; Ostreida; Ostreidae.
CAUUUUCAGAUGGCUUUAUCUAAAAUGGAUAUUCCCCGCAGAGCUCAACACUUUUUAGAAUGUGGCAUGGAAGAAUGUGAAAGAAAUUGCGAGUUCUAUUGCAACCCUUGUCAUCAAAGAUUGUGCAAACAAUGCAGAGAUGAACAUUUGAAAAGUCAAGAAAACAAGAACCAUGAGGUAGUCCUUUACCAGCAACGUAAACGACAACAUCCUGUGGAGAAAUGCAAGAUCCACACCACUAAAGAUAUUGACAUGCUCUGUGAAGAAUGCCAAGUUCCAGUAUGUUGCAAAUGUGUCACACAAAGAGAGCAUCGGGGGCAUAUAUUUAAUGAUCUAGAGACAAUUUUUGCAGAAAAAUAUGCAGUCAUACAAGAGGAAAUCUCCAAAAUCCAGGAGUAUUUUCUAUCCACAUCACAAGAUUUACAGAAAGAAAUUAAAAAAGAUUCCUCAGAAAUCACACACAUCAUUGACAACAUUAAAAAAUACAUGAAGACUGAAGGUGAGACCCUGAAAUCUCUGGUUGACACAGUCGUAUCUGACAACAUGAAGCAGCUAGAUCAGAUAGAGCAUUCACUGUUAGAAGAUCUAAAAACCCAAGACAAGACAUUUGAUGAUUACAUCACUUAUCUUAAUAAUCUUGUCAAAGAGCUCCACAGAUGCCUGUCCUCUACAGAAUCCCAGAAAUUAAUAUCUGAGAAGAAGCCAAAGAUCCGAUCCAUACCAGAGACAACAAAACCAGUCACACCAGGAUUUACUGCUGGUCAAUACAGCAAAAGUGAUGUCACCAAAUUACUUGGUAAAAUACAUGUCCCUAACACUCAGACAGAGAAGAGGGAAGUAAGGCCCAUUGAAAGCGUGUACAAUACAACAAUGAAAUAUGAACAGAUGAAAGAGGACAGAAAGAAAUCUGGCAAGAAACAAACUUUGUCUCUAUCGGCCUCUGUCACCACAGUCAGGGAGUUCAAUGUACCAAGUGUUGAAGAUGUGUUCCAUGUAUCACUAGGUCAAUCCGACAGACUCUGGAUCAGUGGCAGGCAUGGUAAUCUUGUCCAAACAGAUCUACAGGGGAAUGAGAUACAGAAGAUAAAAACACAUGAUGAAUAUGUAGGUUUCCACACAGUCACACAAGAUGGGGAUCUGAUCUUUACAGACAGAAGCAAUAAAGUCAUAUAUAGGAUAACACAGGAUAAUAAUAUCACUGAAUUCAUUAAAACUGGAAACUGGGAGCCACUCAGCAUAUAUUCCUCCCACAUCAACGGGGACAUAUUGGUGGGGAUGGUGAAGGAUAGUGAGGCUAAAGUCACCAGGUACAACAAGACAGGAGAAGAACUGCAGAACAUACAGGGGAAUAACAAAAGACAGAGAUUCUAUAAACUAGCAUGCUACAUCACAGAAAACAUCAAUGGAGAUAUCUGUACAUCAGAUUAUGGUAAAGAUGCAGUAGUGGUGGUGAAUAAAUCAGGACAACACAGGUUCUCCUACACCGGUCAUGAUUUAUUCUUCUCUCCAUAUGGAAUCUGUACUGAUGUCCUCGGUCACAUCCUGGUUUGUGAUGAUUACAACGGCACUGUUCACCUCCUUGAUCAGGAUGGUCAGUUCUUGUCUCUAUUACUCACAAGACAACAUGGGCUACGCUGUCCCCGUACUGUAUGUGUUGAUAAUGAGAACAAUCUCUAUGUGGGACAAGGUCACACCAACACACUGACACUGUGCAAGUAUCUCCAGUGAUAAUUACACUCGCACUUUCUAAAGAAAGUUCGGGUAUAUUGUUAUUUACCUGGUCCAUCUGUCCGUCUGUCACACUUUCUUCUUUCUCAAUCUCCUCUUUUAUUUAAAGCUGUAACUAAUUGAUCUUUUGGAAUAUGAUAGGGGGUGUGCGUAGAUGUGCAAUAACCUCUUGGAAUUUUCAAUUUUACCCUGGGGGCAGAAUAAGGGAGAAAAAUGACGUUUUUAAUAAAUAUCUGGUUCAUUGAACUCCUCUUACAUUUUACCGAACAGCCAAGUCAUCUUUUGCGAGAUGAUUUGUGAUGUUCUAUAGAUGUGCAAUAAGGUUUCGGAAUUUUCAUUUUCACACUGGGGUCAAAUGGGGGUUGAAAAACAACGUUUUUUAUCUACAAAAACACCCUGGUUCCCAGAACUCUUCUUACAAAUAUACACAAUGGCCAAAUUUUCUAUUGAAAGAUUAUUGCUGGUGUCCUAUAGAUAUGCAAAAAGGUUUUGGAAAUU